Messenger RNA from Prorocentrum cordatum, 5910 nucleotides. The record is from the annotation of a GenBank genome assembly. NCBI's taxonomy places the organism in Eukaryota, Dinophyceae, Prorocentrales, Prorocentraceae.
GGCCUGGGUCCGACUGUACAUUGUUGGAGGCCUGGGCCCGACCGCCCUGGAGACCGCGCGCGGGCCGAUGGCGGGCGCGGGCGCCCUGCCUGGCACGCUGGCCGCCGUGCGCGAGGUGCACCGCUGCACCGCCAGGCUGCCUCCGUCCGCCCGCGGGCCGCUGGCCGCGCGGGUCCUCGACGUGCUGCUCGCGGGCGCCCCGCAGAGCCUCGGCGAGGACGUCGCACGGCGCAUCCCGACACCCUGGGAGGAGCUCCAGGCCUGCGCCGGCGACCAGGGCGAGCAGGCCGUGGGGGGCGACGAGGCCGCCGAGGCCGCCGGCGGCGCGGCGGGGCUCCGGGCGCUGGCGCGCGUGGUGCGCUGGCACCUGCGGCCGCGCGGGCCGUUCUGCGAGGCGCAGGCGGACUUCCUGGAGGGCCUCGGGGGCGUGCUGGGCGCCCGCGGCGGGGCGCCGCCGCCGGGGGGCACCGGCCUGCAGGAGAGGUGCUGCCGCUGCUCGAGGCGGCGUUCGGCGAAGACCUCACGGUCGAGCUGGGCGCCAGCGGCAGGGAGGGCCGCGUCUCGGCCUGCGUCUGGCGCGGGGAGGAGGGGGGCGUCGAGCGGGAGCUGCGCGUCACGCUGACCGUUUGCCAGGACGGCGCGUGGACGGCUCUUGCGGCUGGCGGGGCCGCCGAGAUCCUCCAGGCUGACGGCGGUGCUACCACAAGCGACGAGCUUGUGCUGAACGCCAUUUUCAGCGCGUGGCAUCAGCUGGGGCGCGUCAGCGUCUGGGACGCGUUCGACAUCGCGAGGCAGACGUUCUGCUCGGGCCCGGCGGCGGGCGCGCCCGAGGCCGCCGGGAGGAGCCGCGCUGCCGGCCUGUGGCUGGACUCGCGCAGCGGCGCCUGGUUCGAGUGGAGGCCCGAGGGCUCCGCCAUGGAGCUCGCCUUCUUCACCCUCGGCGAGGUGGCGGAGCGGGCGACUGCGCCCCCCUGCCUGCGCGGCCACCUCCGCGGCCACGGCGGCUUCGAGCUGGCCGGGGAGCCCCAGGCGGUGCUCUCCCCGGAGCUCGCGGCUCGCUUCGCCGAGAAGCUGGCGGGCCUGCGGCUCUCCGCCGCGGGGCACCGCCUGAGAAGCCCGGGCCUCGUCUUCCACGCGUCGCCCAGUCGCGACGCCUUGGAUAGCAUCCUGCGGCGCGGCUUCCUAUUGCCUGGGGACUGGGUCGAGGGUACUCCGUCCUACCAGCGGGAGAGCCACGGCAGCCGCAGCGGAGUCGGCGUGUACUGCUCGCCGGACCUCGACCUGGCGGACUGCUACGGCGGGGAGUCCAGCGAGGGCCUCGCCAUUGUCGCCCUCGCCGCGUUCGGGGUGUGCUGGGAGCCCCGCGACAGGUUCGAUGAGAAGAUGGAGCAGUCGCGGCUGCAGUGGCAGCGGCUGCAGUGGUUCAGCUCGAGCUUCCGCACGGGCGAGGUGCAGGGAGGCUGGCGCAAAGAAGGCCGCUUCUGGGCCGCCGCCGGCGAAGAGCAGGACCCGCGCGCAGAGAGGCUGCUGGCUCACGCGCCCGACGCGAGUGGCCUCUACGAUGGCGCCUUCCACAGCCGGUGGUGCAAGAACGGCUCCCACACGGAGAUCGUCCUGGCCUCUCCGGAGCAGCUGCUGCCCGUGCUCCUGGUCCCCUACCGGCGCCGCGGGGCGCAGCCGCCGAGCGGCCGCGAGUUGGGCUGCAUGCCCGAGCAAAGGCUGGAGUGCGUGGCUCUCCGCGGAGCGCCUGGCUCGGAUCCGUCGGCCCUGGCCCUGGAGGAGGACUCCGAGUGGGCGAUCUUCGUGGACUGGGCAGCCCACCAGGGCCCGGGCUACGGCCUCGGCGGCGGCGCGGACCCGCGCGCCCCCUCCGUCCGCCUGUGCUUCCUCCUGGACGAGGCCGUCCGAAGCUCGGCCUUCGGGGGGCUCCUGCCCUCGCUGGUCCAGGGGCUCUCGGGCGCCGUGCAGCCGGCCGAGGCCGCCGCCGUCUGGUUCGACGCGGCCCGCGGGGUGGACGUCGGCCGCUCCGUCCCCUUCUCCACGCCGGAGGCCCUCGGGGCCGCGCUGGAGGAGGCGCGCUCCGCCCGUCUCCGGGCGGAGGGGGCGGCGGCCUGCGGGGGCACGGGCCUCGCGCAGGCGGUGCGCUUCGCCACGGACGGGGCGCUGCGGAAGCUGUCGCGCGAGACCGAGAGGUACCUGGCAAGCAUGGCGGAGCCGUGGCACCGCCUCCAGAGCGGCGACGACCUGGUCUCCGUGCGGUGCGAGCGGCCCGCGAGGGCCAGGGUGAUCAGCGUCGAGCGCGACGUGUUCCGCAUCACCGGCAUCACCGUCGGCUGGGCCCUGCACGGAGGGCAGGUGCGAGUGCAGCGCGCUGCCAGGGUGGAGGCCCAGGAUGCCGCGGAGCUCAGGGUGGCGUGGGAAGACGGUGGCAUGACGUGCUUCGCCGCCGCGGGGGUGCGCGGACUGCGGCGCUGCAGGGCCCGGGACGUGGCCGCGGAGACCCAGUUCUUGUUUGUGGUUGUCUCUGGCCUCGGCCCGGCGCACAUGGGCGGGCCCGCUCUAGAGGCGCUGGCGUGCUGCGUGGGCAGCUGCCGUUCCCAGCUCCACGGCAGCGGAGCGCGGUGCGCCUGGGUGCCGGUUGUGCUCGGCGGUGGCGCUGCCAGCGAGCGCCUGGGCGCGUACCUGAAGGCGCAGCUCUCCACGGGCACGGGCGCUUCUGGCGGCGGCGGUGCGUGGUGGGAGCCAGUGCACCGCUGCGAGCAGCCCGAGGACUUGCCGAGGGUGCUUGGCGUGCUGCAGGAGGACCUGCUGGCCUGGUCCGAGGAUGGGGCGCGCAUGGGCGCCAACGUUUCCCUGGACCAGCGAUUCGUGGUGCACGGCCGCGGCUUCGUCGUCGACCCCAUGGAGCCCCCGCGCUGGGAGGUGCGCGUGCGCCGCCCGAGGCCUGAACUGGAGUCCGCGAACUUCAUGCGGGGCACGUGCCUGAUCUUCAAGGGCCCGCCGCCUCGCACGCUGACCGUCGACGGCGUGGCAUUCGGCGUGAGCCUGGUGCCCCAGAGGGGCCAGGCCGCGCCGGCGCGCACCUCCGCCGCGCUGGAGCUCGGCUUUGCCCUGGAAAAGCUCGCCCAGAAGCUGCGCGUCGCCGUGCUCGGCUGCAGCGAGGGCCCCCUGACCUUGGGCGCCGCCGCAGGCGCGGCGCCGACGCGGCAGCGGCUGGAGGAGUGGAGCGCCAGGCUGCGGAGGUGGGCGGCCCGGCUGGACUGCCUCGAGCUUCCGCCCGAGCCUGCAGAGGCCACAGCCACAGCCAAGGCCGCCGGCGCGAGCAGCCGUCGCGAGCCGGAGCGGGCAGGGUUGCCGUUGCUGUGGAGCUUGCCGCCCGCCCAACGAGCCUCGUACGUGCGGCGGCGCCGCGGAGUCGCCCACUCCGUGCAACGCACCACGGGCCUGGCGGAGGACGCGCUGCGGUUGCAGGCCGCCAGCGAGGAGGAGCCUGGCGCGGCCGCCUGGCUGCGACGCGUCUCGCAGAUGCGGUUCGGAAGGGGUAUUCUGCGCCGUGCCGGGGACGCCGAGGCGCGGACGCCCGAGGCGGAGUCGCUGGAGGGGCUGCGAGCAGCGCUCGGCUCGCUGCAGGCUGCAGCAGGCAGCAGCCCGGGGGCAGCGGCGUGGCUCGUCUCCACGGCCUCGGGGCUCUCGGCCCGGGACCACGCGGCCCAGGCGGGCGUCGCCCUCGACGCGGGCCUGCAGGACCUGCAGUCCGCCGUCUACGCCGUGGGGAUGGUGGGCGUGCAGAUCCGAUGCGUCCGCACCGAGGCCUCAAAUGUGGAGCCCUGGCUGCUGAUCGUGGAGCACGUGUCCCACUCCCUGGCGGAUACAGCCAGCGCUGCGUGUGGGUUGGACAUCGGGCAGCCCCUGAAGGACGAGGAGGGCGCCGAGGCGCCGGACGUCGCAGUCCUCCUGCCGCAAGGCUCCGAGUGCGCGCUCAGCUGGUUCACCGACUCGCCAGUGUACCAGGCGUACCUCGCCGUGGUCUUCGCCAGGAACCCCGUCUGCUCCCUUCCGUCCCAGCGCUGCGCGCUGCCGGUGCUUGUCUGGGUGAAGUCCGCCGAGCAGAUGCUCGAGGAAUCGGUCAUGGCGUCGUCAGGACCUCCAAAGAGCGCGGUGGGUGCCGUGGGCGCUGCCUGGCGCGUGCACCUCGCCGCGGCCAACACCGUCGCUCGCCUCGCGCAGGAGGGCGCCUGGUGCCGCCUCGCCCGCGGGCUCGCGGGGGCCGCCGACCCGGCGCGGCUGCUCACGGAGGCCAACGGCGGGCCGCAGUCCGUCUGCGAGGCGCUGGCGGCCCUCUGCUUCGCGCCCGCGGCGGGCGCCCUCUGGCAGGGCGCCGGGGAGGCGGGCCUGCGCAGCCCCCAGCUGGGCCGGCUGGCGCUCGCGCUGCUGGCGGAGGCCGUGUCGAGGGGCUGCCGCAAGCUGUGCCGGAGCCGCGCGCCGGGCCACGCGGGCGGGGGGGGGCGCAGCGUCGAGCAGCAGAUGCUGUGGGACGCACUGGGCAUCACCGACGAUUCGGUGAUCCAGCCUGGCGCCGGGCAAGGCGGCAAGGUCGGCGAGGACUGCCACAGCGACGCGUUCGACCUCCAGAGGGCCCUCAGGCGCAGCGCGCUCUUCUUCUCGCCGGAGGGGAAGUACUUCGCCAUGGGCCGCACCAACUGCAGCCCGCAGGGAGUGGUGGGGAGCCUGCUGCUGCGCCUGGCCGCCGGCGCCCUCGGCCCGACCGUCGGCGCGGCCGCGGGCCCCGAGGCGGCCGCGGCGGUGGCGGGCCGGCUGUGGCGCCGUGAGGUCUCCAUGAGGGCCUUCAUCGAGGCCGUCCUUCCCGGGACGGACCCGCCGCUGGUGCAGGCCGCGCUGUACGCGCAGGGCCUGCGCUACCACAGCGCCCGGGACCGCGCGGGCGGGGUCACGCCGUUGUCGCAGCCGGAGCGCAUCCUCCGGGAGCUGGCGCGCGAGCAGCGGCGGGCGGCACACACUCGUGCGCUGGUGGAGCAGCUGGCGGCCCAGAGGGCGGGGCGGCGGAAGGACGCGCGCAGCGCCCAGCGGAGGGCGAGGCUCCUGGAGUUCUGCGCCGUGCACAGGGGGCUGCCCAGGCUCUUCUCGCUGGCGGAGGUCGAGGAGCUCAACGCUGGCCGCCCCCCGGGGGACCAGCUCGAGCUGCUGCCGACGGGCCUCCUGAAGCACCACUGCUGCUUCCCCGCCUGCCCCCAGUACCUCGCAGACCUCAGAACGGACAAGGAUUCCGACCGCCGCGAGGAGGCCGCGGCAGCAGGCGGGGGUCCCGGCCAGGCGGCGGGCCGCCGCGGCCUGUUCCGGCACCCGGUGGCAACUCACGGGAGCCUCGCUUCGAGGCACCUGGCGCCGAUGUCGUGGCCGGAGGCCGCGGGCGAGGACCGGUACGUGCCGCUGGUGCACGCCGUGGGGGCCGUCUGCGCCCAGCGCGCGGAGGGCGCCGAGGAGUUCGGGCGCGCGCUGCUGCUGCAGCUGCGGCAGCAGCUGCACGGCCGGCCGGGUGCCGCCAGCUGCAGGGAGGCGUGGCUGGAGGAGCUGCUGGCGGGCGGGCUGCUGAGUGACCUCCGGAGGGCUGCCGGAGCCGGGUGAGGCCGAGCCCCGCAGCCUCGAGGCUCUCCAUACCCAGACCCCUCCGUGUAAUGAGGCAAUCAUGACGAAUGGUUUUCUGCUAUUUUCGGCCUUUGGGGGCCCUUACCGCCAACACGGAAACGAAAAAGUAGUGUUUAGGUCGAUCCCUGCUCCACCCUGUCACGGCGGGUCCACCCACUUCGCACGCUCGGCUGGUCUAGCUCUCCUCCCGCGAACUGAUGAUGUACAGUCUGCCUCCGCUCGCGAGGGCGCGGUUCCCUCUUGGCC